AUGUGGUCGAUCAGCGACCAGGUACCUGCUCAAGGCCAGCAAGUUGUGGGUAGCCCACACAAUGAGGGCUGCGUGUUGCUCUGGCACUACUCCGCGGACCACGUGCUGUCCUGCAGAGCCCGGACUUUCAAGAGUGACCACGGAAAAAUUCGCCAUAACUGA
Molecule: messenger RNA, 162 nt
Organism: Phytophthora nicotianae INRA-310
Lineage: Eukaryota; Oomycota; Peronosporomycetes; Peronosporales; Peronosporaceae
Exons: 2
Coding region: 1-162 (53 amino acids)
Source: RefSeq, a predicted model, not a curated record